This is a messenger RNA of Clunio marinus, 360 nucleotides long. Lineage: Eukaryota; Metazoa; Arthropoda; Insecta; Diptera; Chironomidae. The record is from the annotation of a GenBank genome assembly.
AUGGCGACAAGUUUGACUUAUGAGAUGCCACACUUGGAAGUGGAAGAAUUUCCAAGGGUGGAAACUGUAAUAACAACGGUUACGGAAGUGAUUCGAGAAGAGUUGCCAAAGAUCGAUACUGUCGCUACUGUUGAAUUACAACGAAGAGACAAGUUCAGAGGGUCUGAAUUUUGUCUUCAGUUCUGGCUUGCCCUUGAGACUUUCUUUUGGCUUUCUCUUUUCAUCGUCGAAGUUAGAUAUCAAUUUAUUUUCAUGAGAAAUGAUCAUUUAUUGGAUUUCAUUAACGAAACCGACGGUUACUUCUAUUUAUUCUUUGGAGAAGAGUUACGUUAUGCUGACCAGAAAGUUCGAAGUAAGUAA